This is a messenger RNA of Symphalangus syndactylus (siamang), 6667 nucleotides long. It is a transcript of the gene WWC2, whose product is annotated as WW and C2 domain containing 2. Gene Ontology annotation, molecular function: molecular adaptor activity; kinase binding. NCBI's taxonomy places the organism in Eukaryota, Metazoa, Chordata, Mammalia, Primates, Hylobatidae. Gene Ontology annotation, cellular component: cytoplasm. The record is from RefSeq and is a predicted model, not a curated record. Gene Ontology annotation, biological process: negative regulation of organ growth; regulation of hippo signaling; cell migration.
GGCGGAGGCAGCGGCGGCGAAGGGGAGGAGGGUUCGCUCGCCGGCUCCGACGCAGACAUGGUGGACUGAUCCCCAGCGGGGCCGCGAACAGCGUUUCCUGAGGCACCUCCCGCGCGUGGUUCCGCCGCGCCCCGCGCCCCUCAGCCCCUCGCCGGCGCCCGCGUCGCGGGUUGGCAGCCGGGCCCGGCAGCUGCGUUCCCGCCGCGUCCCGCGCCCGGUACCUAUGGAGGCGCCGCUCGCCGGCGAGGCCGCCGACCAUGCCUAGGAGGGCCGGGAGCGGUCAGCUGCCGCUGCCCCGGGGCUGGGAGGAGGCCAGGGACUACGACGGCAAGGUCUUCUACAUUGACCACAACACCAGGAGGACCAGCUGGAUCGACCCCCGGGACAGGUUAACGAAGCCCUUGUCAUUUGCUGAUUGUGUUGGGGAUGAGCUGCCGUGGGGAUGGGAAGCAGGGUUUGACCCUCAGAUUGGUGUCUACUACAUCGAUCACAUCAACAAAACCACACAGAUAGAAGAUCCAAGAAAACAAUGGAGGGGGGAGCAGGAGAAGAUGCUCAAGGACUACCUCUCUGUGGCACGGGAUGCCCUCCGGACACAGAAGGAACUGUACCACGUGAAGGAGCAGAGGCUGGCGCUGGCCCUGGAUGAAUACGUGCGAUUAAAUGAUGCCUAUAAGGAAAAGUCAAGUUCUCGCACAAGCUUAUUCUCAGGAUCUUCAUCCAGUACUAAAUAUGAUCCCGAUAUUUUAAAAGCUGAGAUCUCCACUACAAGAUUAAGGGUUAAAAAGCUAAAGAGAGAACUCUCACAGAUGAAGCAAGAACUGCUCUAUAAAGAACAAGGCUUUGAAACAUUGCAGCAAAUUGAUAAAAAAAUGUCUGGAGGCCAGAGCGGGUAUGAACUCAGUGAAGCCAAAGCCAUUCUAACAGAACUAAAAUCUAUCAGAAAGGCCAUUAGCUCAGGAGAAAAAGAAAAACAAGAUCUGAUGCAGAGUCUUGCUAAGCUGCAGGAGCGGUUUCAUUUGGAGCAGAACAUUGGCAGAUCUGAGCCAGAUUUGAGAUGUAGUCCUGUGAACUCUCAUUUAUCUCUCUCCAGACAGACCCUUGAUGCUGGGUCACAAACACGCAUUUCCGGAGAUAUUGGAGUGAGAAGUAGAUCAAAUUUAGCUGAAAAGGUCAGGCUAAGCCUACAGUAUGAAGAAGCCAAAAGAAGUAUGGCCAACUUAAAAAUUGAACUGUCAAAAUUGGACAGUGAGGCCUGGCCUGGGGCAUUGGAUAUUGAGAAGGAAAAACUGAUGCUGAUUAAUGAAAAAGAAGAACUUUUGAAAGAGCUUCAGUUCAUCACCCCACAGAAACGUACCCAAGAUGAAUUGGAACGCCUAGAAGCCGAAAGGCAGCGGCUGGAGGAAGAGUUGCUGUCCGUGAGGGGAGCGCCAAGCAGAGCUCUGGCCGAGAGAUUGAGAUUGGAAGAGAGAAGAAAAGAGCUGCUACAGAAACUUGAAGAAACUACUAAAUUAACUACUUAUUUGCAUUCACAACUUAAAAGCCUCUCUGCCAGCACCCUGUCCAUGUCAUCUGGGAGCAGCCUGGGCUCCCUGGCAUCGAGUCGGGGCUCUCUGAACACCUCCAGCAGAGGGUCACUCAACUCCCUCAGUUCCACUGAACUCUAUUACAGCAGUCAAAGUGAUCAGAUAGAUGUGGAUUAUCAGUAUAAACUGGACUUCCUUCUGCAAGAGAAAAGCGGUUACAUUCCUUCCGGACCCAUCACCACCAUCCAUGAAAACGAGGUGGUCAAGUCCCCUAGCCAGCCUGGCCAGAGUGGACUCUGUGGGGUGGCAGCUGCAGCAACAGGCCACACUCCUCCACUGGCCGAGGCCCCAAAGUCUGUGGCCUCCCUGUCCUCGAGGUCCUCCCUUUCCUCCUUGUCUCCUCCAGGCUCUCCCUUGGUUUUGGAAGGCACAUUUCCCAUGUCUUCUCAUGAUGCCUCUCUCCAUCAGUUCACUGCUGACUUUGAAGACUGUGAAUUGAGUAGCCAUUUUGCAGAUAUCAGCCUCAUCGAAAAUCAGAUAUUGCUGGAUUCUGAUUCAGGAGGAGCCUCCCAGUCUCUUUCAGAGGAUAAAGACCUUAAUGAAUGUGCUAGGGAGCCAUUAUAUGAAGGAACUGCAGAUGUGGAAAAAUCAUUACCAAAAAGAAGAGUGAUCCACUUGCUUGGGGAGAAAACCACUUGUGUGUCGGCUGCCGUAUCUGAUGAGUCUGUGGCUGGAGACAGUGGGGUCUAUGAAGCUUUCGUGAAACAACCUAGUGAAAUUGAAGAUGUCACAUACAGUGAAGAGGAUGUAGCCAUUGUAGAGACCGCCCAGGUUCAGAUAGGACUCAGAUACAGUGCAAAAAGUUCAAGUUUCAUGGUGAUUAUAGCACAGCUCCGAAACCUUCAUGCCUUCUUGAUACCUCAUACUUCAAAAGUAUAUUUUAGGGUUGCAGUUCUUCCUUCCUCAACUGAUGUCAGCUGUCUGUUUCGCACAAAAGUUCAUCUGCCCACAGAAUCCAUUUUAUUCAAUGAUGUGUUCAGAGUCGCCAUUUCCCAAACAGCCUUACAACAGAAGACACUGAGGGUAGAUCUUUGCUCUGUCAGUAAACACCGAAGGGAAGAAUGCCUGGCUGGAACUCAGAUCAGCCUGGCAGAUUUACCAUUUUCCAGUGAGGUUUUCACUCUGUGGUAUAACUUGCUUCCUUCCAAGCAAAUGCCUUGCAAAAAGAAUGAAGAAAAUGAGGACUCCGUAUUUCAACCAAACCAGCCGUUAGUAGAUUCUAUAGACUUGGAUGCAGUGUCAGCCUUACUUGCAAGAACAUCAGCUGAGUUGUUAGCUGUGGAACAAGAAUUAGCACAAGAAGAAGAAGCAGAAGAAUCAGGACAAGAAGAGCAAAGGGGUCCAGAUGGAGACUGGUUAAACAGUUAUUUCCUUUGCUAUUGGGAACUCAAAGAUGAUGUGUUUACACGUCUUACAAUGAAACCUUUGCUAACAAUGCUAAGAGAGGCCUCUGACGAAAUUGUGGCUGAAAAAGAGACUGAAGUUGAAUUGCCAGAGGACAGUAGCUGUACAGAAGAUUUAAGUUCCUGCACUAGUGUGCCUGAGAUGAACGAAGACGGGAACAGGAAAGAAAACAACUGUGCCAAAGACCUCAGAAGUCAGCCACCUACUGGAACACCAACACUGAUUGACAAAGAGACAAACACUGAUGAAGCUGCUAAUGAUAACAUGGCAGUUCGCCCCAAAGAGCGCAGCAGCCUGAGCUCUAGACAGCGUCCGUUCGUGAGGAGCAGCGUGAUAGUGCGCUCACAGACCUUUUCUCCAGGAGAACGGAGCCAGUACAUCUGCAGGUUAAAUCGGAGUGACAGUGACAGUUCAACCCUGGCUAAAAAAUCACUGUUCGUGAGGAACUCCACCGAACGCCGCAGUUUGAGGGUCAAAAGGACGGUUUGCCAGUCAGUCCUUAGAAGAACAGCACAGGAAUGCCCAGUGCGGACAUCUCUAGACUUAGAACUGGACCUUCAGGCAUCUCUGACCCGGCAGAGCCGCCUCAAUGAUGAGCUGCAGGCACUGAGGGACUUGCGGCAGAAGCUGGAGGAACUGAAAGCUCAGGGAGAGACUGACCUUCCACCAGGUGUGCUGGAGGACGAGAGAUUCCAGAAGCUUCUGAAGCAAGCUGAGAAGCAGGCUGAACAGUCCAAAGAAGAGCAGAAGCAAGGUUUGAAUGCAGAGAAGUUGAUGAGGCAAGUCUCCAAGGACGUGUGUCGGCUCCGGGAGCAGAGCCAGAAGGUGCCUCGGCAGGUGCAGUCCUUCAGGGAGAAGAUUGCCUACUUCACCAGAGCAAAGAUAAGCAUCCCCUCCCUGCCAGCUGAUGAUGUGUGAUUACAUGACUUGAGAAAUUAUUUUUUCAUCUGUUCACUUUCUUAGGGAGGGUAAAAGACUGAAGAUUUGUGGUUUUGUUUUGGUGUUUGGUUUUUUUUUGGUAACAUAACUGUCAACUCUUGAAGAACUUUAUUUCAUAUCAGAUUUUCAACACGUUAAUUUGUAAAGUACCUCGAGUGUAAUUUUUAUGUGCUUAAAAAAGAAAAAAUCAGAUAAGAAAAAUGGGAUAACCUGGUACACAAAUGUUGCCCAGUAUGUGCGCAUUGCCAGUGGACUUUAUUUUGUAAAAAUGGAAUAGAGGCAGUACCCCAUGUGCGUACUGUUGAGCCGACUGUUGAGAAACGACUUGGUUCAGCAGGUGGUUUUGCUUCUCUUUUGUGUUCCUGUGAGUGGGCUGUGCCCAUGGCAGCAGCGCCACGUGGUAUCUGCGCUGGCGAGGAGAGGAGCGCUUUCCAUUUGGAGGCAGUGUGAGCACACGCUGGAGUGCAGCGUUCCAAAGUCCACCUGAAAUGGAUGCUGCUUUCACGGCCAUCACCUGUGCGGGGACACCUGGUUUCCUUAAGACAAUUUUCUUUUUGUCCUUUUAUAUUUUUCUAAAGAAAACUAAGAUAUAAACUACCAAGUGCUCUUAAGAAUAAACAUAAGAAUAAGCAUACAAAGGAGCACUACUCUUGGCUACAUGAAAGAUCUUGGGAUUCAUGACACUGAGGGCCGGGAGAAGAAAGAACACCAGCCACGUAGAGAUACAAAUAAGCUCAUCAAAUGAGCAGCUGGUUUGUCUCACUCAGCCUGAAUUUGCAUAAGUGUUCAAAAGGGAGUUUCUGGCUUGCACCAGUGUUUUGCCCUAAAUCUAAGAAUGGUGCCAAGUGGUGGCCCUGUGUUCUGAGGACAGAGAGAGCUGGAGGUGUGGAGGGAAACGCAUCGGCACUCAUUUGGUAUAACCAAGAAGAGGGGAAAAGAUGUCUUGAUAGAAUCAAAGUUGCCAAAAACAAAAAAGCGUUUAUCCAGCAGAUUUCUAACAUUUAGUAGAAAUUACUUCAUAGCUCUCAUUUUUAGGAGAUUCUAUCUAUAAUUUAUGGUAAAUAGUUGGGAGGCAAAGGGAAGAAUGUACCUGGGGGGAUUAUUAAUUUGAAGUAUAAGCUAAAUUGUUUAUUUAAAAAGCCUAUUUUGGAUGAACAAGUUUAGAGAGAUAAACUGACGAAUGUGUCCUCCAGUUUAGAAUUUCGCCUUACCCGACCCAGGCACUUCUUAAAAAAACAGAUCCUCAGUGCAGCUCUGUGAGCAUCAAGGCUUUUAAAAUAUAUAGUAUUUAGGCCAUGUAAACCAUACUUAUUACUCAGAAACAAUUUUGGGUUAGCUAUCUAAUAUAGCAAAUAAAAUAGAUUUUUUAAAGAAAUCCAAAAUUGUCUUAAAGGAAUGGACCCCUUAAAGAAAAAAAAAGUUGUGUUCCUCAGUUAGAAUGCUCACUAGCAAGAAUUUUUAUUUUCUUGAAAGCAAUUAUAUAUAUUUUGGAAAGUUCGUGUUAUUGGAAUCGAAGUUCAAAUUAAGCAACUUCUGAGCCUAGAACUUUAAUUAUUUUUUCCUAAAUGUCCCACCACUUACAUACAAAUUUCUCUGAAGACAUAACUGGACAUGGCAGACACUACUUUGAACCAAAACCAGCCUAGUGAAUUGACUGAGUACAGUCCUUUAAGGCUGCCCAGUUCAUUCUAUUAGAUGACUAAGGAAAACUAGAAAAAGAAUACAGUUCACCCUUGUCAAGGUCAAAUGUGAAAGGCAGAAGUUUAUUUAACGUAGAGGUAAAUGAAGGUGAGCUGUUUUCAGCGUCUUAGUUUGACCAUGAAAAUGUCGAUAGAAUUAUGUGUAGUUGUUCCGUACGAUUUUAUUUUCUUCAUUUAUUUAUUUACAGUCUUAUUUAUGUUCUGUUUAAUAUAUAGUUUGAUUCUGGCCAUUUUAAAUAUUUGACACAGAAGAGACUAUAUUGGAAUAUUUACAGCUUUAUAAGUCUUUCAUCAGAUUAGCUGUUGACUUUUUGUAAUACAAAAAGUUUCAGACAAGUAUUAAAGAAUAAAAUCUGUCUCAGGCUGGUAGUUAGCAGUUGUGACCAAGAUGCUUUUGGUUGUUGUAUUUCACAAAAUUUCCUCAUUUCUAACAUGAGAGAUGAACUUAUUUUAAUAUAAUCCUUUUUCUACACUUUAAAAGUCAGCAAUAGUGUUAUGUAUUUAUAGGCAGCUUUUAAUAAUCUUGUCAUAUUUGUACUAACCCAAAUGAUUCACAGUGACAAAACAUUUUAAUAACUUGAUCACAAAACCAUAUGGACAAAUAUGAAUUUUAAUAUUAUAAAUACUAUUUUUAAAAGGUAGAAUUUAUUCGCACAGGGUAAAAAGAAUGUAAUAUUUAGUUCUCAAGUUUGAAUUAUCAGUAUAUUAUUACAAUUUUGUAUAUCAGAAUCUUAAGUGUUACAGGUACAAAAAGAAUAUUGCUAGCCAAAUGAACAAAGUUUAGCUAAAUCUCUGUAGCAUGCAAAUCAAAUAAAUUAAAAUUUUUUGCUGUUGCUUUAUCUAUAUUGUAUUAAAUAUCAAAAGCUCAGGACUGAACUUAAUAUUUAAUCAGGUUAAAUUCUGAACAUGUUUCUGUUUUAAUUUGUCUUGUUUGUAAACGUAUGCAAAUACAUCACAUAGAUUAACUGGUUUCUGCACUUUCCAUGUGUUUGUGGGUGGAAAAAAAUUCAGUGGGUUUUUAAAAAAAAAAAAAACAAA